Molecule: messenger RNA, 2648 nt
Organism: Lasiosphaeria miniovina
Lineage: Eukaryota; Fungi; Ascomycota; Sordariomycetes; Sordariales; Lasiosphaeriaceae
Exons: 1
Coding region: 270-2219 (649 amino acids)
Source: RefSeq, a predicted model, not a curated record
AUGACCAGUACGCGACUUGACGAUAAAGCGAAAGCGAAAGCGAAAGCAAUAUGCCGCCAAGUUCUUUGUCGGCGAGCCCGCUGGUCCCCGUGAAUUGGACCAUUGGACGGGUUGUUCGAGAUCCUUGAUGGAGGCGUCCUCUAUGUCGACAAAACGACACGGCCCCGGCUCGCUUAGUUUCUCGAGGACAUGUCUCUCCCUAUUCUUCGACGAGACAGGUUUCAUUGCAAAUUCACUGGGAAGUCAGCGUCGGUCUGAAAGCAAAUCUCAUGAUGGACAAGCAGCGGCUGCCUCUGGUAAAAUAUGGCACUGCGUCUAGCAGCGUAUCUUCAUUUAGGGGGUCCGAGGGGGAGACCCUCACGGAAACGACAUCGCUGUCGCCUCCCCCGCUGGCACACCUGCAGAUAUACGGGAAGAAACCGCUGCCGCCGCUUCCCACCACUAGGCGGCACUCGUUGACGUCGACCCUCAGCAAGGAGAUGAACCAGGCCUUUGAGACGCCCUAUGGGACAGUAGGUGCGAGUUACGGCCAGCCCCGGUCGGGGGGUCAAGUUAUCAACUGGGAUAAAGAGGAGCAGGAAGUUUCUGUCCUUCUUGACAGGCACACGGGUAAUAAGAAUCGGACAACACGUCCAGAGAGGCCGCCGCCGCCGCCCAGGUCGAUGCUGAGGCCGAUGCUGAGGCCGAUGCUGAGGCCAAAGCAGCCUAGGGUGGAAACAGCUGUCGACAUACCAAACACGCCACCUGAUGACGUUUUGUACCCGCAGCCCAGAUCGGCCUUGAAGAAGAUUCUGCGGCUAACCGGCCGGAAGACCGUCACCAACCUCUCGCCCACGGUACCGUCAGGACAUAAUCCAGGACACAAGGUCAAGCAGCUGAUGGGAAUGGACGUGUCGUCCGGUGAGCCCUACCGGAGGUCCAGAGACGCGGCCCCCGUGUCACCGUUGAGCACCCGAAGCAGCGUCUACAGUCAAAACACAAUCUCGGACGCGAAUUCGCCAGAUUCCGACCCGCGAAACAGCUUUAGGGGGUACUCCUCAGACCCAACUCUGAACUACCUCACUUCGUGCCAGCCAAAGAGCUCCAGCCUGGCUUCUGUCCCAAGCCCCUUGAACCUGCCCCUGAGGCCUAAGAUACCGGACCGUGCCAACACUGGUGGGAGGGGCGGCGGACAGUUUCCCAUGUACCCACCAAGGUAUGAAGAAUCGGCCUGGUUCAGGGGGUGCUCCAGCGAUAUCUGGCGCGGUGAAGGCCCAGGAUACAAACAAGACCUGUAUCACGCCACCACGGCCCAGCUCGCGAACCAACUCGCCCAGACCAGCCCGACCAUACCGCGUGCGCCGCCAUAUCAACGCAGAGCCAUGACACCCGACUUGCUGAAAGGGCCGCACUUGAGGAACGAGGAUGGCAACAGCAUCUUUGGCAGCCGAAGCGCUGGCGGCGGCGGCGGCGGCGGCGGCGGCGGCGGCAGACUAGCGGGCACCCCGUCGCACAUGUCUGCCUCGACCCUGCUUCCGAGAUAUCCUGGGCCCCCAGACAACGGCCACAACAUACCGCAAAUGGUAUCGCGGUUCCCAGCAGCGGAGUCCAGGUCUAGGGAAACCAGCACAGGUAGCUUUGGGCUCUGGCGUCGUCACAGCGGCCGGGAAUCACCUUCCCUCGGGGGGCGUCAACGCAGAGCCAGAUACGAUUCGGACAAUAGCAGCAUCGACGGACAUGCCGGAAGCGACGAGGAGCCGACAAAAAGCCCGAGAUCGAAGCGGCGGUCUCUCAUGGCCAAGAUCUUUGGAAAGCGCUCCUCGUCUGGGACUGCCGCUUCUUCGGGCUCAAGCAAACAGAAUACAGCUCUUGGAAGCAAACCACGACGGCAGCAAAGACAAAAACAACAAAAACAGCCCGAACCGGACCUGGGAGGGUGGGACGACGACGACAGCCACAGCCAGAGCACGACACGGCGCUACUCAAGCAGGAGCCAGAGCAGCAGCGACGACUGGCCGGGGCUGGCGGCGCUGCCCUUCUCGCUGCCGGGGCUGGCGGCGCUGCCCUUCUCGCUGCCGGGGGCCAUGGCUAGCAUGACGUCGCUGGCGCAGAAGACGGGCGAGCUGGCCGAGCAGGCCCGCGCCGGCUGCCCAGCUCCGCCUCGAGGCUGGGGCCUGGGCCUGGGUGGGUCUAGAGGGGCGGAGGCAAAAAGAAAAAAGGAGAAAAAGACAUACUACUAGUAGUCAAGAUGGAAAAAAAACAGAGAAGAAUAGCUAGGCGUAUGUAUCACGUAUUUGGUGAUUUAUCCGAGACUCGAAAGGUUGUCUCACAAUAGCUUCAGCGGUACUGCAAAUGUCUGCAGUGCUCAGCAAGGAGCUCCUCUCUGUACGCAUGAACCCCAUAACAAAUGGCCAAAAAAGGAAUUCGAUAUAGAAUGUCGGGUCCUGAGGUUCAGCCACAGCCACACAUUGGUUGUUGUUUGCAGCGCGCCCCUAUCUUCAACCAAUGAAUGCCAUCUCGGCUCUGAUGCGGGCCUGGUAAACACGCAUUCCGUUCUCCAUUUGCACGUACACAAUCAACCAAGGUACAGAUAUCGCAGCAGUCUAAUAGACUAGAUGCCCCCCCGACCAAAAAGACUGACUCAAUUCCCAAUUUUUUGAUUCGAAUCU